Molecule: messenger RNA, 1983 nt
Organism: Microthlaspi erraticum
Lineage: Eukaryota; Viridiplantae; Streptophyta; Magnoliopsida; Brassicales; Brassicaceae
Source: the annotation of a GenBank genome assembly
AUGGAAGAACAUACUCCGGAACUGCCUGUGUUGCUAACCUCAAGGAGCACUGGUGGUGAAACGAUGCAGGAAAUAACGCCUGUGACCCUACCAGUUACAGCUAUAAGUUUGCCUUCUCCGUAUCUUAUGAACCUCUCUGAUCCUGAACCUGUGAAUCUGAUACGCAAGCUACAGGGUACUCUCUCUCGGCUAAAACGUCAUCAAAAGUACGUAAAGAGCCUUCAGUCAGAUGUGGAGGCAGAGCUGAAUAAACAAGUUGAUUUUCUUUCCAAGGUUGUCAUGGAGGUGGAGCCCUCUGGAACUCUGCAUCCAAGUUUAUCCAUUUGGAUUAGGAACAACUUGGAAGAUGUCACCAAGAAACUGUUGGGCUUGAUGAGCAAGGUCCGUGUGCCGCGUGAUAAGCAGAAGAAGAAACCGUCACCAGAUUAUCAAGACAGCGAUGGGGGUCAUAGAGGCAUUAUUUGCUUGCCCGGCAUCCAUGAGAAUGAAGAAGAUCUCAAACGACUCCCUGUUUUUAGAUAUGUACGAGGCAAAUUCAUGAAGCUUAGUAAUGAAAUGCAGAUCUGCCUGCUGAGCUUCGCCGUGUUCCCGGAGAAUCAAGAGGUGAAUAGAACGAUGCUCAUGUAUUGGUGGAUCGGGGAGGGCAUUCUUGGAGUCCAAAGGGGCGAUCUGCCUGCUGAAUUCAAACCAGAAGAUUCUGUGAAAUACAUUCUCGAUGAGUUUUUGAUGCAAAAGUUGAUCGAGCCUGUUGCAAACAAACGCAAAGUGGAGCCAAACAGCUAUAAGAUGACACCUUUUGUGCAUUCUUCGGUGGUUCUUCUAUCAAAGGAGAUGGGACUUUUUGAUAUGUAUCGUAGAGGGGAGAAGCCAAGCAUGAGACAGUCAGAACUGAACAAAGUCUGCCUUGUGGAAGGGUCGUCAAGCCAGGCGGAAGCAAAAGACAAGAAAAUGUACAAAGCAGAACGCAUCGAGACUGUGUUCAAUGUUUCUGAGAGGUACCCGGAUUUCAUAUUCAAGUGGUUCUCAAUGGGUAAUUCGAUGAAAGUUCUUUAUCUGGGUAGGUGGGAGAGAAGCGAACGCGAGGUUGAAGUGGAUAGCCGUCGAGUUAUGAAGAAUUUGAGUUCCAUGACUAGGUUAAGGUUUCUGAGUUUUCAAGGUAUCUCAACCAUUCAAAACUUUAGCCGUUCUGCUUGCAAGCUUUCCAGGCUGAUCGUCUUAGACCUCAGGGGUUGCUAUAACCUGGAGCAACUUCCCAACGACAUAGACAAGCUCAAGGAUCUAGUCUACUUGGAUAUGACCGGCUGUGAUGCAUUAGAGAGCAUUCCAAUGAGAUUGACUAGGCUAUCGCGUUUGGAGGUUCUCAAGGGCUUUGUGGUCAGUGACGACAGUGAGAUUGCAUGUAAACUGACUACAUUGAAGCGCUUGGUGAAGCUGAGGAAGCUUAGUCUGACCAUAGACCGAGGGGACUUUGGUUUACAUGAGUUGAUAGUGGCGAUAGAAUCGUUUGAUGCCCUGGAAAGGUUGAAAGUGCGGUGGGGAAGCGGAUUUUCCCUAAGCAAGAAGCAACAAGAAAAUGAUGCAGGAAGGACCAUCGAGAAGCAGGAAGGCAUUGAAGAAAGUGUUUCCAAGAGUUUUAAGCAUCAUCUUCCUAAAAAGUUGAAGAAACUGGACCUGCAGCGUUUUCCUGAUAGUGAACUUCCGGAUUGUCUUCAGCCACAGAAUAUCCUUUCCUUGGAAAAGCUUCAUCUCGGAAGCUCUAGACGCCUCAAAAGAUUCGGCGGCUCACUACCGGAAAAGCCAACCGAAUAUUCUGUUAAGGUUCUACGUCUCACAUGCUUGCAAAAGCUAAAAGUGGAAUGGAGAGAGCUGAUGGGAACCUACUUCCCAAAAAUGGCAUUCUUUGAAACCUAUGAGUGUCCCAGAGUUACUUUCUGCCCCUUUGAUCGAGACGGAAUCUGGAGACGCGGUUCACAUUACGGCUAA